CUCUCUCUCUCUCUCUCUCGCGUGCGCUCCGUAUUUGCGGAGGAUGCUGUUGCGGCUGCUGUUCUGACGGGACUCACACUACAAACAAGCUCAACUCUCUCUCACACACACUGAGGACUGAGGACUCAGGAGAGAAGACAUAACACACAUACACACGCACCACACACAGCCCAGGAGCUGCGCGCGCGUUUUCCAAACGAGUGGUGUUACUGCACAGAGCGGCAUCACCAUGCAAGACACAGAGGUGAGUGUGUGUGAGCUCCAGCCCAACAUCAUCUCUGUGCGCCUGUUCAAGCGCAGAGUGGGUGGUCUGGGAUUCCUAGUGAAGCAGCGUGUGUGCAAACCCCCCGUAAUCAUCUCGGAUCUAAUCCGGGGUGGUGCGGCCGAGGAGUGUGGCCUGGUCCAGGUGGGCGACAUCGUACUCGCCGUCAACAACAAGCCGCUGGUGGACAUGAGCUACGAGCGUGCACUGGAGACGCUCAAGAACGUCUCGCCUGAGAGCCAUGCCGUCCUCAUCCUGCGUGGCCCAGAGGGCUUCAGUACGCACCUGGAGACCACGCUGAGCGGAGACGGACGGCCACGGACAGUGCGCGUCACCAAGCCGGUGUCAGCCCGGGCGUGUCAGCGCUGCACACCCAAGGAGCUGAGGGCCAUCGAGAACCUGGCGUCAUCGUCCUCCACUUCGUCCUCUUCCACCUCCUCGUCAACAGCACGAAAGGAGCCCAAAAGUUUGAUCCCGCUGAGCGGGCCGGACACGUUGCUUAACGGUGUGGAGGAAAGCAACGAGCUGCUGAAGGAGAUCGAGCCUGUGCUUAAGCUGAUCAAGAACAACAGCAAGAGGGACGUGAAUGGAGAGGGACAGAGGGGUGUGGAGAAGAGGGACGCCGAAGUGCAGGUGGAAAGAGACCUCGGUGUGGGAAUAAACAGCAAUACCCAGCUGGCCUCUGAUAACGACAGAGUGUUUGAUGACCUCUGGAGGAAGGACAACAUGCCUACGGUGCUCAACAACCCGUACUCAGAAAGUGACAAGCCACCGUCCCAAGGCAGAGUGUCUCCCACUAAGACCCCACAAAAUGGGAGUCCAACAAAAUGCCCCAGGUUCAUGAAGGUAAAGAAUUGGGAGAGCGGCGUGGUGUACAAUGACAUACUCCAUCACAGCUGCAGCAAGGUGCCAAUUUGCAACGAAAGAGUGUGUAUAGGCUCAGUGAUGACACCAAGCAUGAGAAGUAAACCAGAUGAAGUUCGAACCAAAGAUGAGCUGCUACCAUUGGCUACAGACUUCAUCAACCAGUACUACACUUCAAUAAAAAGGUGUGGAUCCAAAGCACAUGAGGACAGACUGGAGGAGGUGAAAAAGGAGAUUGAAACUUCUGGAACAUACCAGCUUAAAGACACAGAGCUAAUCUACGGAGCCAAACAUGCUUGGAGGAACGCUGCUCGCUGCGUAGGGAGGAUCCAAUGGUCCAAACUACAGGUGUUCGAUGCUCGAGACUGCACAACAGCACACGGAAUGUUUAAUUACAUCUGCAAUCACAUCAAAUAUGCCACUAACAAAGGCAACCUCAGGUCAGCUAUCACCAUUUUUCCCCAGAGGACAGAUGGGAAACAUGAUUUCCGGGUGUGGAAUAGCCAACUGAUCCGCUACGCUGGCUACAAGCAGCCUGAUGGCUCUGUUCUGGGAGAUCCUGCUUCCCUGGAGCUCACUGAGAUCUGUAUACAGCAGGGAUGGAAAGCGCCCAGAGGCCGGUUCGAUGUCUUGCCCCUUUUGCUUCAAGCAAAUGGCAAUGAUCCAGAGCUGUUUGAGAUCCCUGACGAUCUCGUGCUGGAAGUCAACAUCACACACCCGAAGUUCGAAUGGUUCAAGGAGCUGAAUCUGAAGUGGUACGGCUUGCCUGCUGUGUCCAACAUGCUGUUAGAGAUCGGAGGCUUGGAGUUCCCCGCCUGCCCCUUCAGUGGCUGGUACAUGGGUACCGAAAUCGGCGUCCGGGACUUCUGUGACAGUUCGCGCUACAACAUCUUAGAGGAAGUAGCCACAAUGAUGGGGCUGGACACCAGGAAGACAUCCUCUCUGUGGAAAGACCAGGCAUUGGUGGAAAUCAAUAUUGCUGUUCUCUACAGUUUCCAGAUGUCCAAGGUGACCAUCGUGGACCAUCACUCAGCCACAGAGUCCUUCAUGAAGCACAUGGAGAAUGAAUACCGUGUGAGAGGUGGAUGCCCAGGUGACUGGGUGUGGAUCGUUCCUCCAAUGUCGGGCAGCAUAACGCCUGUCUUCCACCAGGAGAUGCUCAACUACCGGCUUACACCUUCCUUUGAAUACCAGAGUGACCCCUGGAACACUCAUGUGUGGAAAGGAGUGAAUGGCACUCCCACCAAGAAAAGAGCGAUCGGCUUUAAGAAACUCGCUAAGGCUGUGAAAUUCUCGGCUAAGCUGAUGGGUCAGGCCAUGGCAAAGCGAGUCAAGGCCACCAUAUUGUUUGCCACUGAGACGGGGAAAUCACAGGACUAUGCAAAGACCCUCUGUGAGAUUUUCAAGCACGCUUUCGAUGCGAAGGUCAUGUCAAUGGAAGAGUACGACGUUGUGCACUUGGAGCAUGAGACAUUGGUCUUGGUGGUCACCAGUACGUUUGGUAACGGAGACCCGCCUGAGAACGGAGAGAAAUUUGGUGCGGCAUUGAUGGAGAUGAGACACCCAACCACCAGCACAGAGAGAAAGAGCUACAAGGUGCGCUUCAACAGCGUCUCUUCAUACUCGGACACUCGGAAGUCCUCCAGCGAUGAACCUGAGCAUAAACCCCACUUUGAGAGCACAGGACCGCUCGCUAACGUCAGGUUCUCUGUGUUUGGCCUUGGCUCGCGGGCCUACCCACACUUCUGUGCAUUUGCCCACGCUGUGGACACGCUGUUCGAGGAGCUCGGAGGAGAGCGCAUACUCCGCAUGGGUGAGGGAGACGAACUGUGUGGCCAAGAGGAGGCCUUUAGAACCUGGGCCAAAAAAGUCUUCAAGGCUGCCUGCGAUGUUUUUUGUGUCGGUGACGAUGUGAACAUUGAGAAGGCGAAUGAUUCACUGAUUAGUAAUGACCGCAGCUGGAAAAAGAGCAAGUUCCGCAUGACAUACACAGCUGAAGCACCAACACUAACGCAAGCUCUUUACAGCAUUCACAAGAAGAAGGUGUACGGCGCCAAGUUCCUGAUGAGACAGAAUCUUCAGAGUGUCAAGUCAAAUCGAUCUACCAUAUACGUCCAGCUCCACGCCAACAACCAUGAGAGUCUCAAAUACCUGCCUGGAGACCAUUUGGGCAUCUUCGCUGGCAACAACGAAGACCUGGUAACGGCUCUGAUCGACAAACUAGAGGAUGCGCCUCCUGUCAAUCAAAUCGUGAGGGUGGAGUUUCUAGAGGAGAGGAACACAGCAUUGGGAGUCAUCAGUAACUGGACGGAUGAGAGUCGGAUUCCUCCGUGCACCAUUUAUCAAGCGUUUAAAUACUUUCUGGACAUCACGACCCCUCCCAGCCCUCUGCUUCUGCAACAGUUCGCUCCUUUAGCCACCAAUGAGAAACAGAGGAAGAGACUAGAGGUGCUCAGCAAGGGUCUACAGGAGUAUGAAGAGUGGAAGUGGUACAAUAACCCCACCAUGGUGGAGGUAUUAGAGGAGUUUCCAUCUCUGCAGGUGCCCUGUACACUUCUCCUUACCCAGCUGCCCCUGCUUCAGCCACGCUACUACUCCAUCAGCUCCUCACCAGACCUCCACCCAGGCGAGAUCCACCUCACCGUGGCCGUGGUCUCCUACCGCACUCGGGACGGAGCUGGUCCCAUACACCACGGAGUGUGUUCGUCCUGGCUCAACAGCUUAGAGAUGGACGAAAUGGUGCCAUGCUUCGUCAGAGGAGCCCCAACCUUCCGCAUGCCAAAGGACAGCAACGUCCCAUGCAUCCUUAUUGGACCAGGAACAGGCAUCGCCCCCUUCAGAAGCUUCUGGCAACAGAGACUUUAUGACCUUGAAAAUAAGGGCAUCAAGUCUUGUCCAAUGCUCCUGGUGUUCGGGUGUCGACAGUCGCAAAUGGAUCACAUCUACAAGGAGGAGACUAUCCAGGCCAAGAACAAGGAAGUGUUUCAAGAACUCUACACUGCUUACUCACGAGAGCCUGGAAGACCAAAGAAAUAUGUUCAGGAUGUCCUUCGUGAGCAGUUAUCUGAGACGGUAUAUCGAUGUUUGAGAGAGGAAGGGGGACACAUUUACGUGUGUGGGGACGUGACCAUGGCUGGAGAUGUGCUGAAAACCAUCCAGCAGAUCAUCAAACUACACGGCAACAUGUCUCUGGAGGAUGCUGGGUUCUACAUCAGCAAACUAAGGGAUGAAAAUCGUUACCAUGAAGACAUUUUUGGCGUUACUCUGCGUACGUACGAGGUGACGAACCGGCUGAGGUCAGAGUCCAUUGCGUACAUCGAAGAGAGCAAGAAAGACUCAGAUGAGGUGUUUUGUUCAUAAAGCCUCGUUUUGUUACCGGAUUUCCGGAUUUCAGGAGCGACAAUGAGACCCUCCCCCAAAAAAAAAAAAAAAAAAAAAAAAACAACUGCUACUUAAGAAAACUGUGCCAAGUUUGUCUUUUUUCAGUUCUUAUGUUUUCACUCUUUGGUAGUUUUUACUGCAUUUGUGUGGUCAGAAUCAGCACGUAUAAUAUUAAUUACUUUUUUUUAUUUUCUUUGCUGGAAAUCUUUCCAGAAUGCACUUUUUAUCUCAUGUAUGUACAUGUAUCUUUUUUCUUCUUUAUGAAUAAGCUGUGCACAUCAGGCACCUAAAUUCAAUCUGCCUAUUGUGGAUGCAUGACCAAGACCCAUGAUGUCAAGUCCUGAUAUAUUAUCAUGUAUAAACAUAGCUGUUAAGUGUUAGUAAUAAAUGGUUUAGCUUUGAGUUUAGUCUGCAAACGGGUCACUGUGCACAUCAUAUUGUGUCUGGAUCAGGAGCUACAAAUGACACCACUGAUAGAUUUUCAGUGUUUUAUCAAUGCUGAUUUAAAUGCAUGCUCUGUGAUUUCUGAUCGAAAUAGUGCCAGCUUCAGCACCGAUGCUAGAUCAUCAUCACAAAUGAGUGCAUUAAACCAAACUGGACUGCAACACAACCAUUUUGUAAAGAGAAAAAAAAAGCCUGCUCUUUUGUGAGUCAUCAUAUCGUGUCUGGUUUGAGUCGUUCGUGAAAGAAAGGUGAAGGAAUGGAUAAAGAAGUCUAGCAUUUUCUGCAACUCUGAGUUUUGUCACGUCUCAGACAUUGGCUGUGCCAAAAGCUUUUGUGAUACAUUUGCACAUGUUGUCCGUGUGUUUCCACAGAUUUGUCUCACUCUCCCCAUCUUAAAAAAAGAACUGAAAGAAAAGUAAAUGAUACUUUAUGUAAGCAUAGUGUCCAUACAUAACUCAUACAUAAACCUUUUUAUGACAAUUGACAUAAAAUUGCAUAUGCAUUUAUAAAGUAUUCUAACAGUCAUCAUUUGACAUCAAGACUGCUUUUGUCAAGUAACAGAUUUUUACAAAAGUACAGUUGUUCUAGGGAUUAUUUACAAUUUAUACACAGCACUAUUGAAUUCUUUACUCUAAUUGAUCAGAAGGUGUUGAUUUAUUUUCUAUAACAGCAGCUCUAAGGUUUAUAUUAAUGCACUCAUUCUAAUAUGUUAUUGUUUCUAUAGUAACAGCUCAUUUACAUGAACUUGUAUUGCUCCACAUAAUCUAAGUGUAACAAAGAAAUCUAAGUGUAACAACGAAUAUGUAUAAUUGUUGAUAUGGUAAAGUUUUCUAUUAGGAGUCGUUUAUUUAACAUGUGGAAGGAGUCUCCAGUGUCAGCGCUUACCUGCUGUGGUAUAAGAGGAAUAAAACACUUCAGGACAUACUGUUAGAGGAUAAAUAAUGAGUGAUGGAGAGGUAUGAAAGGAAGUGGGAGCAGCACACCCUGCCAUGUUUUAUUCCCUACGUAGAACAUAAUGUCAGCUGACUGUAGGCUGUAGGUCAGUGUUAAGGCAUGAAAACCUGCUUAUAACACAGUUAUGUAGCAGAGCUUCAUACACCACAGUGUAAUAACUGAGUUACGUAUAUCAUAUCUGUCCAUUAAGUAAAAAAGUUCUUCAUAUGUCUGCUUUUAUGACUUACUUUUACUUAUACUACACAGUGUCCUGUAUGUUUUCUCUGGCCCUUACGUGAGGUUUAAUUUUACAAUGUCUAAGAUUUUUCUGAAUAUUUGUGAAGAUUUUUUCUUUCGCCAAAUCAGUAUGAAUUUGUUUUUGAUGCCAUCAUCAUCAUCAUCAUCAUCAUCAUCAUCAUAUGACUCCUAUGUACCAGAAUUAAAGUGAGCUACAAAGUCAUUACUCAUUGUAACUUAAAUCAGAUCAGGAAGUGUUAUAACACAACUUCGGUCACUUGACUAAGGUGUUAUGUCAAUUUGACAACGAAAAAGGACAAAAGCAGUCUUUGUGACAGAUGUUGGAAUAAGCCUUCAUAAAUGCUUAAGUAGUUUUAUGUCAGCCGUCACGAAGACCCUAUGCAAGUGUUAUUUAUCCCUAUGUACACUUAAGUACCAUGUUGCAGAAAAUGUAAAUAUAACACGUCAGUGCUAAUGUCAAUUUGAGAGCUGCAAAAGAUUUAGAAAUCUAGAAAGAAAGUGUAUAACUGAAUUGUGAUUCUCUUAAAAAGGUUUAUUAAAAGUGUGUGAUGUGUGAAGGCAACACAUUCAUAAUUGUAUUUUUUUCUGCCAUGGAAUCCAUUAAGGAAUCAACACCAAUUACAUAACUAGAUCUUUUCCUCCAAGGGCUCUGAGACAUAUUGAAGGCUCUUCCCUACACUCUUAUGACAUAAUGAAGUUCUGGAGAUUAUUUUUCCAAAGUUAUAUAGAGACCGGAGUUUCCCCGAGGGAAAUUCGGUUAAUGUCACACAACCAGACCAUCACACAGUCGCUAUAAUGGCUUGGUCAAUAACUGAGACAUUUAUCAUUUCUCUAAAGUGCAAAAAAUCCAUCUUUUUCUCCUUUACUGAUAUCUUUUUAGGUUGUUUGUGUUUUUAUUUGUACCUAAUUUUCUCUCAUUUGUUUUUGGCAGUUCUGCUUUUUAGAUGCACAGACACUCUUAAUAAAAUGAAGCCUGCGUGCCCAAUUGCGUCAAGAAUAUUUUAGCUUCAGCCCUGAUCUUCAUUAUUACUCAAAAUAACAAGAUAUUGGAUUUUUUUUUAUUAUUGCUUUUUUUUUUUCUCUCAUUCAGUUACAUACUUCUAAAUGGUUAAAAAAAAUCUAACAUAUAUUUUUGGGUUUUUUAUGUGACACAAUUAGUGACACAGAGCAAAAUAAAAGAUCUUGUAUCAUGAAAGUCCUUCAAGUAUUGUGAUAUUUUUGCCGUAUAUUUCUUUGACAUGCUUUAUUUUGUAUCUUCAUAAAUCCUUGAAUCCAGUCUAAUUUCACCCAAUUCUCUGAACUCCUUUUGUUUCAUUAAGAGCAUCUGUUUGUCAUUGCUGUUUUGCAAAUGAUAGUUUCCAUCCUUCAAUCAGUAUCCAUUCUGUGAUAUAAAAAGUGCAUAUUCACUAGUUAUAUAUACAUGUUUUGAGGCUAUGUCAAUAUAUUUGACCUGUAUGGGAAUUUUUUAAGAAUGUAUUUUGAUUAUGGGUUCUGUUUUUGGGUUUUGGUUUGUUCAAAUGUUGCUCGUUUAGAAAUAAGAUGGGGGAAAUAUAGUUCUGAUGUCUAGUCCCUAAAUUUUCCUUUGCUUUUGGAGAAUUUGAAGCAAAUGCAUGACUCCACUGUGUCCUGUUCCUCUUAUUCAGCACUGUGUCUAAUCAACUAUUGUGACAGAAAAAAGCUUGAGGGACUAUUUCUUUGUUUUCUUUUUUUCGCUGCUGCUAAAAGAAAAAAAAAAAAAAGAACUCCAGUCACUGCUGUGAACCUGCAAAUCGUGCAACACCUGAACCUUGAAGCGUUUGUCAUUUUAACGCAUUUUCUUUAUUGCAUAUUCCAGAAUACUUUGCAUCUACUUAAUAAUAAAAUAACAUUUAUAUGUCAUGA
Pangasianodon hypophthalmus (striped catfish) is the source of this 8023-nucleotide messenger RNA. RefSeq names its product nitric oxide synthase 1 (neuronal) (gene nos1). Gene Ontology annotation, molecular function: flavin adenine dinucleotide binding; heme binding; nitric-oxide synthase activity. Lineage: Eukaryota; Metazoa; Chordata; Actinopteri; Siluriformes; Pangasiidae. The record is from RefSeq and is a predicted model, not a curated record. The transcript is spliced from 29 exons. Gene Ontology annotation, biological process: nitric oxide biosynthetic process. The coding region runs from base 230 to 4486 and encodes 1418 amino acids.